Molecule: messenger RNA, 2636 nt
Organism: Bombus impatiens (common eastern bumble bee)
Lineage: Eukaryota; Metazoa; Arthropoda; Insecta; Hymenoptera; Apidae
Product: proline-, glutamic acid- and leucine-rich protein 1
Exons: 8
Coding region: 97-2472 (791 amino acids)
Biological process (GO): rRNA processing
Cellular component (GO): nucleus
Source: RefSeq, a predicted model, not a curated record
CAUAGAAAAUAUUAUACAUACUUCAUAGCUAGAUUCCCUUAUAGUUAACCACACUUGUGAUUUUGCCGAAAGCACGUGGAUCGUUAUAGAAAUAAAAUGGCAACAAUAAUGGAAUUAAUUAAUUUUUUUGAUCACGAAUCAAAAGAGUAUGAAGAAUUCUUGCAACACUUAAUAUGUUUUAACGGAGAUAUACCAUUUGAUGUAGAAGAGGUUGAAAAAGUACAGAAUGUCAUUGUAUCGACUGUAAAUGCCUAUUUAAAUCAAUCACAAACUCGAUGUAAAGGUUUAUUGAUUUUGGACACGAUCUUACCACAAUGCUCGAAAGAUAUUCUUUUAAAAUAUUGCAUACUAUGGAUGUCAAAAGCUACCCAAGUAUUAGAUAGUAUCCAUAGUACGCCACAAGAGUUAUCCAUUUCUUGUAAAGUUCUUGGACAACUGAUUAUCAGAUCAAAAGAUAUUCCUGAGAUACAAAAACAAGUAUCUAUGCAAAAUGUAAAGCAGCUUAUCAAUGUAAUUAGUAACUUGAGUACAGAAAAGAAAUGUGGUCCGGUAUAUUAUUUAAUUGCUGUAUUAUUACAUCGAUAUCCAGAAGUUUGUGAACGUUCUCAGGUGACUAUAAAAAAAAUUAUACUACUACAAGUUGAUUCUACGCAAGAAAAUCUGGUUUGCGCCAGUGCAAAAUGCUAUGCCCUUCUGGCAAAAGCAACAGAGCGUUCGUUUAAACCUCCACCUUCGAAACCAAAUUAUACUGGAUGGAUAUAUAACCAAGCGCUUAUUUGCAAUAGCUUACAUGUAAUAAUGGAUGAAUUAUUUUCAAACUUGACAGAAUUAGAAAAUGUGAACAUAUGGGAUAAAUUAGAAUUACCUAAUAUAUCUGAAGAGAAUAUCAUUCAAUUCUAUUUUACACAGAAACAAAGAUUUUCGAACUUGUGUUCUUAUUUAUCAUUUAUGUUAUGCGGAGUUGAUGACAAAAAUUCAGUAUUACCGCAUGAGAUCUUGAAGGUUUUAUGUAGAGGAUUAGCGAUACAACCGUCAAACAUAAAAAAUCAAAAUUCUGUCAAAGAACAGAUUUUAUAUCUUAUUUUACCAAAACUACAUAUUGCUUUAUUCAAUGUUUUGAAUUCACUAAUAAAUGGAUUUAAAGAACAGUUAGUAUCGUAUGGAUCGACGAUAUUGGAACUGCUUCUUCAAACAUUGCAAUGGACAGAGAAUGCUUUAGAAAACCAGAUAACGAUUAAUAGAAACAAACCAUUUAGAAAUGUAAGGAUAUCUGUUUAUAAAUGUCUGAACUCUUGGUUAAUGAAUACUAAUUCAUUAUCUGGUAUAGAGACAGUUGCGGAUGAAUAUCUUUCUUCUAUAUUAAAAGAUAUUGUACCAGAAAAAGAUCGUGUUUUAUUGACUAUUCAAAAAACACAAAAUUUAUCAAAAAGAGCAUUGAAGCGUCUCCGAGAUAGUCAAUAUGAGAAGGGUAUACAUUUGAGUAAUGGAAUUGCUUCUAAUAAAGAGCAUUAUCUGGAUACGGAUGUAUGUAAAGUGGCUCUUGAUGUAUUGCAAAAUGUAUUUUUCAAUAGUGGAACUCUUUUAAAACAAACAUUUUUUAAGACUGUACAAAAUAUUGUAAUACCUUUGCUGUAUGACUGUUAUUUGAGCACAACUGAACAAAAAUUUUAUAAAGAACAUACUCACUGUCGUUUGUUACUAUUUAGAGUAUUGAGAGCUCUGCAAAUGAAUCCACAUUCCUUAACGCCUUUACCUACGCAAUACUCUCUAGAGAUAUUUGAAAUGGCUUUGAAUGAUAAUAAUUUAGAUAUUAUUCAAGAAGCCAAAGUGGCAUUGGCCGAACUUGAAAAAAUCACGCAUCCUCAUGCUCCAACUAUUCAACUAACUCAAGUAGAGACAAUACAAAAGGAAUUUGUCACCGAUGAACAAAUUGUACAAGGACACAGCACAAUGGAAAACGUACUUUCACCUUUUGUUGAAACUAUCGCAGACGAAGGUGUAGAACCAUCGCCAAAUAAAAAAUUAAAAGUUACAAAUUCACAUCAUAAUGAAAUUGCUGAACCUGGGACAGAAAAUACUACUGAAGAUAAACUGCAUAUUACACAAACAAACAAAGAUAUUGUAAAAGAACAAGAUAACACGAUAAAAGAACAAAUAACAGUUACAAUACAGAAUAAAGAUAUUAUAGAAAGUGAACAAGCUGCACAAAUUUCUGACGAAUCAGUAAAUGAAACUGCUUCAAUGACAGUCGUGUUUAGUGAUACAGAAAUACCGAGAUCAAUGUCAUCAUUGAACGUUAUUAAACAAACUGACGGUAUUUGUAUUGAAAAUACGAAUACAACAGGAGAUAUUAAGCGUAGCUCGGAAAAUAUUUCUAGAAUAUCUGAAGUAAAUAAAGAGCAUUUUGCACAAGAAAAAGAGGAAGAAGAAAUGCUGCAAUUGUUCCAGGAUGUACCAAAGAAUGACAGUUAAUCACAUCCAUUUUGAACAUUUUAAAUUCGCGCUAAAUAUAUUGUUAUUUUAUGCUUCCCGUGCAUUACGUACAUAUAGCUAUAAUAUUUUAAUCUUUUAUAUAGAAUUGUACUUAUGGAUUAUACAUAUAUUUGCCUGCUGAAAUUUCUUUCCAAAUAUAAUUU